GGUACAACGCCAUGAACCAAAUUCCUCCACAAAGGAACAUUUCAACCGCACUAUAGAACACCCAAAUUUGCCAGCCAAUAGCUUUGGACCUUCGCUACCAUCCCAAGUCGCGCUUUUGUUUAUUACGCCUCUACAGUCUUGACUUCCCCUCCCUCCCUCCCUCUCUCUCUCUCUCUCUCUCUCUCUCUCUCUCUCUCCGGCGGCCGGAAAUCUCCUCAAAUUCCGCUGAUCUUAUCCCGGCUGACCAGCAGGCGAGGGGGGAGGAUCGGACGACUCUUGAGCUCAAUUUCUUGGAGGAUCGGCUGGCAUUUGUAAGAUAGUGCUCAGGAACGGGGAGAUGAGCUGCUUGCCGUGCUCCGGUUCGUCGGGGAAGGAUGCCAAGAGCUUGGAAGCGCUCUCGCCGUCCCCCCGGCCUGCGGCGAAGUCGGCACCAGUUCGAUCAAAUUCACGUGCUUCGGGCUCCAGGAAGGAAGAUUCUGUACCUGUUCGCAGAGGAGGAAACACUUCACAUGGCCCAGCACAGAUUUUCACUUUCCGGGAGUUGGCCAUUGCUACCAAGAAUUUCAGGAAAGAUUGCCUGUUGGGAGAAGGUGGCUUUGGUCGUGUGUAUAAAGGACGCAUGGAAAAUGGACAGGUCAUUGCUGUGAAGCAACUUGAUAGAAAUGGCUUUCAAGGAAAUCGUGAAUUUCUUGUGGAGGUUCUCAUGCUAAGUCUCCUACACCACCCUAAUCUGGUCAGAUUAAUUGGCUAUUGUGCAGAUGGUGAUCAGCGCCUCCUAGUUUACGAAUACAUGGCAUUGGGAUCACUAGAAAAUCAUCUGUAUGACAAGGAACCUCUUGACUGGAAUACAAGGAUGAAAAUUGCUGCCGGUGCAGCGAAAGGUCUGGAGUAUCUUCAUGAUAAGGCAAAUCCACCUGUCAUAUACAGAGAUUUCAAAUCAUCAAAUAUUCUCCUGGGUGAAGACUACUACCCUAAGCUGUCUGAUUUUGGGCUUGCAAAACUUGGUCCAGUUGGUGACAAAACUCACGUAUCAACACGAGUUAUGGGAACAUAUGGAUAUUGCGCUCCUGAAUAUGCCAUGACAGGACAGUUGACAGUAAAGUCUGACGUUUACAGCUUUGGUGUUGUGUUCCUUGAACUUAUUACAGGCCGCAAAGCAAUUGAUCACACCCAGCCUUCAGGGGAGCAAAAUCUUGUCGCAUGGGCACGUCCACUUUUUAGAGACCGAAGAAAGUUCUGCCAACUUGCUGAUCCAUUGCUGCAAGGCCGCUAUCCCAAAAGGGGUUUGUACCAGGCUUUAGCUGUUGCAGCAAUGUGUUUGCAGGAGCAAGCAGCAUCUAGGCCGCUCAUAGGAGAUGUUGUCACUGCACUAUCUUAUCUAGCUUCGCAUCCUUACGAUCCAAAUGCACCCUCCACAAAGGAUUCUAGGACCUGCCCUUCUACCCCAAGGGCAAAAACUCACCGACGAACAACCAGUGUUCCUGAUGCUCAACAUGCUGCUGAGUCACUUAUGUUGAACUUCCCAGACUUGAGGAAGGACACUAUCAGAGGAGGGGAAUUCGAGCAGGAUCGUACUGAAGGUUCUGGCAGCAGCAGUAGCUCCGGAAGGAACGAUGGUCUGGAUGUUCCGCAACUUCUGGCCGCUGUUAAGGUUGAUGCCCGUGAGAAAUAGAAUGCAGAGCCGGGCAAAUUCUGCAGGCAGCUUUGAUAGUACAUGCGAUCGAUGGAUUAUACCAUUCUUUCCCUGCUAUCAAUUUUGCCAGGAAUCUUCAUUGCUUGGCACGAGUCUCUUUUGACCGGACAUUGUUGAGAGUUGAACACUAUUACUUCCACACACUCCAUGUUUGGUUUUUAGUUGCCUCCAUGGACCACUUCUACAGUUCUUCCAGGUUUUACCUGAAGACUCAGGGUGAUGACAAGAAGAACCAUUCCGUCACUGAGAUUUAGACUUCAGAGCAUACUUUUGUAGAAUCACGCUUCGUGUGACAAUGUGCUGCGGAGUUGCGGCCUGGAUUGUGUGUCUGUACAUGUAAAUGGGUUGUAUUUGUAAGUAGAGCCGUUCAUAGAGGAUUUUUUUUCUUUCAUCGGUAAUGAUGUGAUGGAGUGAUUUGCAGAAGACAUGUCAUACAUAGUUCUGUACAGAACAGGAUGUUUGAUUUUUGGCUUGCUAUGUAACAUUGGCUCAUCAUAUACAUUAUACUUAUGAGGAAGAACACUGAUUCCUUGUGCCUGAA
Molecule: messenger RNA, 2234 nt
Organism: Panicum hallii
Lineage: Eukaryota; Viridiplantae; Streptophyta; Magnoliopsida; Poales; Poaceae
Product: probable serine/threonine-protein kinase PBL7
Exons: 5
Coding region: 338-1672 (444 amino acids)
Biological process (GO): protein phosphorylation
Molecular function (GO): protein kinase activity; ATP binding
Source: RefSeq, a predicted model, not a curated record